Molecule: messenger RNA, 1102 nt
Organism: Linum tenue
Lineage: Eukaryota; Viridiplantae; Streptophyta; Magnoliopsida; Malpighiales; Linaceae
Source: the annotation of a GenBank genome assembly
CACCAUAACCCAACACUAACCCAACACCAAAGAAGCAAACUUUACAGCAAUACCAAAUACAUAGAGCAAAGAAAAGACAAAAGGGUGAAAACCCAUUUGCUAGUUUCCAUCGGUUUCUGUCAGGAACUGGUAGGAAAGAAUCGGAUUAAUGGCGAGAGGAGCAAUGGAGCCAUUGAUAGUGGGGAGAGUGGUGGGUGAAGUGGUGGAGAUGUUCAACCCCAGCGUGAGAAUGAGCGUCACCUACAACUCCAACAAGCAAGUCUCCAACGGCCACGAGCUCAUGCCGGCCGUCGUUGCUUCCCGGCCGCGCGUCGACAUCGGCGGCGACGACUUGCGCACUCCUUACACCCUCGUGGCCGGUGUUUCCCCAUGUUUGAAGAUCAUGACCGACCCCGACUAUCCAAGCCCCAGUGAUCCUUACCUCAAGGAACAUCUUCACUGGAUGGUCACGGACAUUCCGGGCACAACGGAUGCUUCAUUUGGGAAGGAAGUAGUGAGCUACGAGGUGCCGAGGCCGGUGGUGGGAAUCCACCGCUACGUGUUCGUCCUGUACAAGCAAGCCAGAGGGAGGCAGACGGUGAGGCCGCCGACGACGUCGUCAAGGGACUGCUUCAGCACCAGCAGGUUCGCUCAGGACAACGGCUUGGGGCUCCCCGUUGCCGUCAUUUACUUCAACUGCCAGCGAGAGACUGCGGCGAGAAGAAGAUGAAAUUAAACUAUCUAGUUUACGUACCCAACGCCAAGCUUCAUUCAUGGCUGCAGGCUGCUACAAAUAAUUGAUGAUGAUUUGAGCAAAUGAAAAUAAUUAUAAUUAAUGUGCCGGCCAUCAUUAUCAUAUGUACGACGACGACGUCUUGGAUUGAUUAUGGGCAUGUUUCCAAAGAGUAAUCACUACGUACAUUUCAUAAUUAUGGUGGGUGUGGUGGUAGUAGUGGUAGUAGUACUACUGUUUGUUUGGAUGUAACGUACUCUUUGAUUAGGGCCAUGUGAUUUUCGUUUUCCCCAAAGUGGCAGGCUGCCGGAAAGCUACAAAUAUAUAUAUAAUGGGUGGUGGAUGGGUCCGUUUUCUAUCUCACAUAUGCAAAAACAUAUGAAUCUUGCA